AGUGUGGUACUAAAGGCUAUUAUUCUUUCCAUGAGCAGCCAUGUUUCAGUAUCAAAAGAACAUUCAACAGUGAUGUCAAAAAGAUAGACAACAACAAUAAUGAGUAUGAAGGGAUAUGUCAGUCAGAUGGUUAUUAUUGUGUGAACGAUGGCGAACAUAAUGACCAAUUCUAUAUGUGUUCCGAUUCUUUCAAAGGCUUCCUGAAAUGCCCAAGAGGAACGAAGUGUGGAAAUGUAUUAAAUAAUCCAUGUCACACCAAUCCAUGUGUCAAUAUACAAGAAGAGUAG
Messenger RNA from Entamoeba invadens IP1, 287 nucleotides. RefSeq names its product Cyst wall-specific glycoprotein Jacob family protein. The annotation marks the transcript as partial. The transcript has a single exon. The record is from RefSeq and is a predicted model, not a curated record. NCBI's taxonomy places the organism in Eukaryota, Evosea, Mastigamoebida, Endamoebidae.